AUGCCUGCCUCGCCCUCUACCGCCACAAAGACUGAUACUGUUGGUACAUCGUCUUCACCUCUAACCAAAGAGUUAUUCUCUUUGGAGUCUGUGCAGAAGCAUAACACCAAGAAGGAUUGUUGGGUUAUUUACCAAAACAGAAAGAUUUAUGAUGUUUCUCAAUAUUUGGCAGACUAUCCAAAGGGUAACUCCAAGAUUAUUGACUUUGCGGGUAAGGAUAUUACUUCUUCAUUCAAGAAUCAAGAGAGAUAUAACCAUGAUCCAGAGACUUAUGAUUUCAUGAGUCAUAAUGAUAAAUAUUUGGUGGGAUAUUUGGCUAAUGAAGAAGAAGCUUACAAAUUGUUAUCUAAUCCUAGCCAUAAAGUAGAAGUCAAAUUGACCGAACAACCAUCGACUUAUGAUUCCACCACUUUCGUUAAGGAAUUACCUAGUGAAGACCAUUUUGUCAUUGCUACAGAUUACAAGAAGGAUUUCAACGAGCAUCAUUUCUUGGAUUUGGAAAAACCUUUGAUUCCUCAAUUAUGGAGGGCUAAAUUCAACAGAGCAUUCUAUAUCGAUCAAAUCCAUAGACCAAGACAUUUUGGUAACAAAUCUGCACCUUUGUUUGGUAAUUUCUUGGAACCUUUGACAAAGACCGCAUGGUGGGUCAUUCCUGUAGUUUGGCUACCUGUAGUCUUUUAUCAUUUGAAAGUUGCCUUCCAUAACAUGAAUAAUAUAUUUGCCACUUUCCUUUUCUGUGUUGGUGUGUUUGUUUGGACUUUGAUCGAAUAUAGUUUACAUAGAUUCUUGUUCCACAUGGAUAACAGAAUCCCAGACCAUCCAAUGUUUUACGUUUUACAUUUCACCAUCCAUGGUUGUCAUCACUAUUUGCCAAUGGACCCUUACCGUUUGGUCAUGCCUCCAACUUUAUUCUUGAUCCUUUGUACCCCAUUCUAUAAAUUGGUCUUUUCUGUAUUACCAUUGUAUUGGGCUUACGCUGGUUUUGCUGGUGGGUUAUUCGGUUACGUUUGUUACGAUGAAGUCCACUAUUGGUUACACCAUUCAAGAGUUCCAAAGUUUAUGAGAUUGUUGAAGAAAUUACACCUAGAACAUCACUACAAGAAUUACCAAUUGGCCUUUGGUGUUUCCAAUUACUUCUGGGACAAAGUUUUCGGUACUUAUCUAUACCCUGAUUCCCCAUUGUCUCCAAUGAAAUACGAAUAG
Messenger RNA from Henningerozyma blattae CBS 6284, 1203 nucleotides. It is a transcript of the gene SCS7, whose product is annotated as fatty acid alpha-hydroxylase. The transcript has a single exon. Gene Ontology annotation, cellular component: endoplasmic reticulum; membrane. Gene Ontology annotation, biological process: lipid biosynthetic process; fatty acid metabolic process. The record is from RefSeq and is a predicted model, not a curated record. The coding region runs from base 1 to 1203 and encodes 400 amino acids. NCBI's taxonomy places the organism in Eukaryota, Fungi, Ascomycota, Saccharomycetes, Saccharomycetales, Saccharomycetaceae. Gene Ontology annotation, molecular function: iron ion binding; fatty acid 2-hydroxylase activity.